This is a messenger RNA of Theobroma umbraticum, 1629 nucleotides long. RefSeq names its product Peptidase M20/M25/M40 family protein. The record is from RefSeq and is a predicted model, not a curated record. NCBI's taxonomy places the organism in Eukaryota, Viridiplantae, Streptophyta, Magnoliopsida, Malvales, Malvaceae. Gene Ontology annotation, molecular function: hydrolase activity.
GGAUGCAGAAUCAGCUUCCGAAACGCAAACUCUCCACUUUCAUCCGAGUCUACAGCCAAAUGGCAACUUCGAACGUGAAACAAACACUGGGCAAUCUGAACAAGGACUCGUUUGUGUCACUUCUAAAGAAGGUCAUAGGAGAAUCCAAGUUUCUUCAAAACAACCCGCCGGAACUGAUCCCAGAAGAAGACAGGGUGGUGAAGCAUGUACUAGAUUGUCUCCUCCCUUACAGUACGACAACUGGUGGAGGACCUUUGGUUGUUAACCAUGUUACUUAUUUCCCCGGAAGGGGCAAUCUCAUUGUGGAGUAUCCUGGGACUGAGCCUGGCAAGAUCUUAUCUUUUGUUGGGAUGCAUAUGGAUGUUGUUACCGCUAAUCCUAAUGAUUGGGAUUUUGAUCCUUUCUCAUUGAGCAUUGAUGGUGAUAAACUUCGUGGCCGUGGAACUACUGACUGUUUGGGACAUGUUGCCCUUGUAACUGAACUCAUGAGGAAACUUGGGGAGACAAAACCGAAACUAAAAUCAACCGUUGUUGCAGUUUUUAUAGCCAAUGAAGAGAACUCAGCAAUAACUGGAGUUGGUGUUGAUGCACUAGUGAAAGAUGGUCUGCUUGAGAAGCUGAAGGGAGGCCCUCUUUUCUGGAUUGAUACAGCGGAUAAACAACCUUGCAUUGGUACUGGUGGUAUGAUACCCUGGAAACUUCAUGUAACAGGGAAGCUUUUUCACAGUGGUUUAGCACACAAGGCUAUAAAUCCAUUGGAGCUGGGCAUGGAUGCACUUAAAGAAAUCCAGCUUCGUUUUUAUAAAGACUUUCCACCCCAUCCAAAUGAGCAAUUAUAUGGAUUUGCUACACCAUCAACCAUGAAACCCACUCAAUGGAGUUAUCCAGGUGGUGGAAUCAAUCAAAUUCCUGGAGAGUGUACACUAUCAGGAGAUGUCAGGUUAACUCCUUUCUACAAUGUAAAAGAUGUAAUGGAGAAGCUGCAAGAAUAUGUAGAUGACAUAAAUGAGAAUAUAGACAAGCUGGACACACGGGGUCCAGUUUCAAAAUAUAUCCUCCAUGAUGAAAACCUUAGAGGAAGCCUUACAUUGACUUUUGAUGAGGCAAUGUCUGGAGUUGCCUGUGAUCUUGAUUCCCGUGGCUUUCAUGUACUGUGCAAAGCAACUGAAGAGGCAGUUGGUCAUGUGAAGCCUUACUCAAUUACUGGAAGUUUGCCACUCAUUCGGGAGCUGCAAGAUGAAGGUUUCGAUGUUCAAACUGCUGGCUAUGGUUUAAUGGCCACAUACCAUGCCAAGAAUGAGUACUGCCUUCUUUCUGAUAUGUGCCAAGGCUACGACGUGUUUACCAGCAUCAUCUCCCAGUUAGAGAACUAAUGCAAUAAAGUAGAUAUGUGUUACUGAUCCCAAUCGAUACGCAUCAUGAUCAUUCCCCUAUAAAUGAGGCAACACAAUCAUAUGAUAUUCGAGCAGUUUAUAUGAAUAUUACGACGGAAGUGCCCACUGCACACAGCUUAUUUGUCGGCUUGUUUAAUGUGGGUCUUACUCAUUUGGUAUCUAAAAGCAUCCAUUCUUCCAAACUUUGGAUGGGAAUUUGGGGUUUUCUCAAGUCAAGCGCUCCAUUUUAGCUAUG